UACUUUUUUAGGCUUAAUACGCGUGACAUUGACUUUCCGAGCUUUGCCUGGCUAAACAGUAGUUUAAGAAAUACUGUUGGCGAUUGGUCGUGGGGUUUGUGCAAUUGCAGUAAUGCUUGGCGUAGUACACGGUUCUAUUUGAAAUAUCGACAUUUCGAAAAAAAAUUAGAUUAUAUUAUUUUUGAAAUUUGCAUUCCAUUUUUGUGUAUUCAUAUAUCUGUUUCUCUGAUGAAUAACAAGAAGGUCAAAGAUGUUGAUAUCAUUCCCAAAUCUGAUAUUCGUCAAUUAAUCAAAAUUGCAAAACCACAAACUCAACGAACUAUUGAUCAUCCUCAUGCAAGAUAUAAUCAGUUAGGUCGCAUAUCGUGUAUUUUAUGUGGUGUACAGAUUAAGUCAGAAUUCGCCUGGACUGCACAUAUUCUGAGCAAGUCACAUAAGCAGAAUGAACUGCGUGGAGUUCAGCCUCUCAGUAAACGUCCUGCUGUUGAUAAUAAUCCGGAUGAUGAAAAAUCAUCUAAACUAACAAAAGUUGAUGAGAAGUCUGUACAUAAUAAAUCCGAUGUAAAAAUUAUCAAAGAAACACAUGACAGUAAAUCAUCGACUAUUGUUUCUAAAGAUACAGUGGUUGAAAAAAAUCCUGCAGAAAAAAGUAUUGAAUCAAAAUCUCAACUCCCAGAAGGCUUUUUUGAUGAUCGAUAUAAAGAUGCUAAGGUUCGUUGUGUUCCAUAUAAGGAUAAAAUGACAGAGGAAUUGGAACUUUUCCAAAAGGAAAUGAAUGUUUUAGAAAAGCACUCAGAAGAAAUUAUGGAAAAAGAAAGUGAAGCAUUGGUAUCUGAACGGAAUUUAGCCGAAAUAAAUGAACAAUUAGUGAAAUGGGAGAAAAUUAAACAAUUGGAACAGGCAAAAGAUUUAUAUGAAAUGCGAUUAAAGGAAAAACUCUCCGAUAGAAGUAUAAAUCAAUUGAAAAAUAAAUUAGAAAACCAUAUUGUUAAUGUAAUAAAAAAAGAAGACUAUUAUACUACUGCUACUACUACUACUACUACUACGGAAGACAAGAAUGUUGAUGAUAAAACUGAGGAUGAAGAUGACAGUGAUGAAGAUAUUUCCAAUGAAUUGAAUGACUUUCGAACAAAAAAUACAAUUUAA
This is a messenger RNA of Trichobilharzia regenti, 1146 nucleotides long. Lineage: Eukaryota; Metazoa; Platyhelminthes; Trematoda; Strigeidida; Schistosomatidae. The record is from the annotation of a GenBank genome assembly.